Aureobasidium vineae is the source of this 846-nucleotide messenger RNA. The record is from the annotation of a GenBank genome assembly. Lineage: Eukaryota; Fungi; Ascomycota; Dothideomycetes; Dothideales; Saccotheciaceae.
AUGAACUUUGUAUAUCCCAACACCAUGGGUGCCUUCCCUCAACAAGCCUUCUACAACACAUCGGCCAUGGUCAACAGCCAAUGGCUACUCCAACAACCAAAGGAUUCGGGUUACGCCAGCGAUGACCACGAUCUCUUCGAAAAGGCUUUCGAGUCGCAACUCCCCAGCAUCCCUCAAGUCUCAUCACACCACAUGAGCCAACAAACACCCAUAUCCGCCUUCUCAGAUUCAUCAUCCUCAGAGUCCUCAAGCAAUGGUGGCCACAGCAGUCCGUUUGAGUAUGCAGACUCGCUAUGCACACCGUCGAAUUACGAGGCUCACUGGAAUCCUUAUGAGAACCUCGACUUGAGCGUCAAGAAGCUUUCCAUCGAUGCUGGCAUCACAUCCAUGACUGGUUACUGCGAUAUCGACUCGAUGCUCACAGCUGCCUACCACAACACAAGUGCUUCUCAACCCAAGCGUUUCAGUGCUUUCUCUCAAUCAUCACCUCGCUCCUCUACAUCAAACCAACAAUCUCAUCUCCAACAACAAGACACAUCGAUCGAAGCUCCCUCAUCACCAGCGCUCGGUCGCCCUAGAGGCAAUAGACUGGACCACCAGAAGGUUGAGCAAAGAUACCGUGCCAAUCUAUCAGACAACUUCGAACGCUUGCGCAACUCAGUGCCCGAGAUCGCCACCAUGCAACCUGCAAGAAGCGGCCAACCUCCUAAGCCCUCGAAGGCCGAGGUGCUCGCAGCAGCCGCCGAGUACAUCAGGCAACUCGAAGAGGAGAACGACAUGCUCCGAGAAAGCAUGAUGAAUGCUGCCGCCGGCGAGCUCAGACGGAAAAGAGCCAAGACCGAUUGA